CUAAAAUAAAGCCUUCAGUUUCUUUCUUUAACACUCCAUGUGGGAUUUAUCAGUUUUCCCUUGUACAUUGUUCAAGUAUUGACCAUGCACUGGAUUAUUCUUCCAAUUAAGAAAUCAGUUUUGAAUUGUUUCUUUUUUAUAGUCAGCCUUCAGCCUCUUGUUUUCAAGAGCUUUUCUGGGCUGAUUUUUAGCUUUUUUAAUGUAGCCAUUCAAGUCAUGCUUUUCUCCCACCACAGGAUUUAAAAUCUUUUCCUCCAGAAACUUAGGAGAAUGUUGGAGAGAAUGCCCAUUUUUCAUUAGCAUAUUUGUCACAAUCCCUCCUACUCUACUUCUAAACAUAUCAAUUCAGACUUCUUUUCCAUGUGAAAAAAGAGAGAGAGAGAAAGCAUUCAUUCAAUAUACACCUUUAAUACUUUUAUUAUCUUAUCAUUCAUCAACUCAACUGUUUCUCUAGCUGGCUUCCCAAUAAUGAUAUUCAAUAAUUAUUAAUUAUGUAGACACACAUGCACAUAAGAAUAUUACUAAUUAUGAGUAUGCAAAAUUGAAUAGUAGAUAUAUUUGUAUUGUAUUUGGGUUGCAAAAUAUCAGAUGACCAACUAAAUAACUGUUUUCUAGUGGCUGUUAGGAUUUUUUUUUUACAUGUAUAAAAACCCUAGGAAAUGAAAUGUGUUUUUCCCAAAAAUAUUACAACAACUUUUCUCUGAAUUCCUAACCAACAUAGCUACUAGCCAUCUCCAUGUGAGUUUUAGCUGCAACACAUCUGGGAAGACCAACUUGGGGAACAUUAUUUUAAAACAGUAGCUAAGUAGGACUAAUCCAUUUUUUUCUUCCUUCAUAAUCUACCUCAGUAAAAAUAUUCUCUCCUUUCCCCAAAUUGUAGAUCUCAGUCUCUGCAUUACAAAAACAUAAGCAGUGGGAAAGUCAAGCCACUAAAAGUUUGCUGUAAUGCUUAUUGUAAUUUAAAUAAAGAUUUGCUUCAAAAACAUUUGGAAUGCUGACUAUUGUUUUAUUUUUCAGCCAUAGUCCUGGAAAAGAUGUUAAAUACUUAUAGAUAUUGAGGUGUGUAAACAAAGUAAACUCUUGUUCAAAUCAUUAAUUUGGUUUAGAAAAUCAGACCAAUACAGAUGUUCAGAUGAAAUCUUCCAAAUAGAUUUGCUGAAAGACACUAAUAUUGGGUAAGCACUUAUUCCAUCUUCAAGGGCUGAGAUUGAAAGGGUUCCUUAUUCACUAAAGCUCAAGAGAAUAGCCACAGAUGAUACAGUAUUGAUUAGAGGUGGAACCUGUAAACAAGUAGUCGCUAUUUUGUUUUUAAACUACUUUUCCCAUCAUUUAUUCCACAUAUUGAAAGCAGCUUAUAAAGAUUUAGUUAACAGGAUAUUCCUAUAUAUGCUUAGAGUUUUUCUUUGAAGCAAAGUCUACUGAAUUGAGUGGGACCUUCUCCAAGAUACCUUGAUACAAGAUUACAAAUAAUAGUAAAGUCAUUAUUAAGGCCACAGAAUUGUUAAAGAAUAGAUUUUUCUGUAUUGUUUGAUUAUAGAUUGUGUUUAUCAAUUUCUUAACAAAAAAUUGACCACCAAGAACCCAUCUCAGCUACUUUUCAAAUGACUUGACUUCUACAGGUAAUACAUGAAAAUUUUGGAAGAAAAGGAAGGUUGGACAAGCUGAAAGAAUGCCAACUGACUGAGUUAAUUAUCCUGUAGAAAUCAGAAAAAAUAGAGGAACUCCUAACUGCAGGCAGGGGAAAAACAUACACAUACAGGUUGAAUAUUGAUCAGACUUGGGUUUAUGAAGGGUCAUGUUAUGAGUCAUGUGGAAGAUGAUUGGCAAAGAAAAAAAUCCCAGUAGUUGGACUGACUUGAUGGAACAAUAGGCUUAGAAUUAGGGAAAGGGGUAGCUUAAAAGGAAGGAAGCAGUCGUCAAGUUAAUUUACUCAGCAGGUUUCGUAACUAUCCUAGCAGGCAAAUACCAAAAAACUGGCAGGAUUCCUAGGAUGAAUACGCCCCUUUGGGGCGUGUGUGUAUGUGUGUGUGUGUGCAUAUAUAAGCAUCCAAAGUCUGAGUAGCCUAAAUUAUACUCUUCAUUUUGUAAGACUACCACAUCUUACCUUUUUGUGUAUGAGGAAAACGAAGGAAGGAAACAAAGAAAUCAGCCGUGGUGUUAUGGGCCACCACCAGCAAAGACUAGGGAGAAGAUUGUUGCUACUGAUGCUCAUGCAAAUGAUGACAAAUGUUGAACCAAUCUAUGCUACCAGAGUCUGUGGAAAACAGGGAUAUCUAGACCGGAUUGUAGGGGGUAAAGAUUCCCGGGAUGGAGAGUGGCCUUGGCAAGUGAGCAUCAAAUUGAAUGGGGAACAUCACUGUGGUGGUUCUCUUGUCACAGAUCGAUGGAUCAUCACAGCCUCACAUUGUUUUAGUCUGAUCAACAAUCCUUCUAAUUUUACUGUACUAGUUGGAACACUGAAGCUUUCAGACCCAGGGCCUCAUUCAAUCAUAGCCUCUGUGAAGCGCAUUAUUCUCAAUCCCACCUAUGAAGGGGAUUCAAGGAUUGGAGACAUUGCCCUCAUCCAGCUGGAGCAGCGACUGCCUCUGGCCCAACAUAUCAGCCCCAUCUGUAUCCCCAAUGCCAACAUCAACUUCCUCCCAGGACAGAAGUGUUGGGUCACUGGCUGGGGGAAUAUUCGAAGUAAAGAAGGACGACAGAACUCUGAUAUACUACAAAAGCUAGAAGUUCCUAUAAUCAGCACAAAAAAAUGCAACACUCUCUACCGCCAGGACUCUAGACAGCCCAGGGCCGUAAGAGAAAUUAAAGAAGAUAUGAUAUGUGCUGGCUUUGCAGCUGGACAACGGGAUGCUUGCCAGGGUGAUUCAGGUGGCCCACUGGCCUGCCGGAUGGAAGACUUUUGGUUUAUUGCAGGAGUAGUGAGCUGGGGAGAUGGAUGUGCCCAGAAGAAUCGUCCUGGAGUUUAUGCAAGAGUGUCGUACUAUCAGCAAUGGAUCCAGAGUCAAAUACCAGAGCUCGUAGACAUGAAUAGUAAAGACCAUUGGUCAAGGGUGAAUUACAAUAGUACCAGUAACAGUGCCUCUACUGGAAGUUUCAAUUUCAUCUUCCUCUCUGCUGCCACCAUUGUUUUGCUGCUAUUAUCUCAGCAGACUCUUUAAAAAAGAGAAGCAGUUAUUUCUCCUGGGAAGAUGUUUGUGUUGAUCUUUUCUACUCUGUUUUGGAAGAAAACAGAACUUAUCAGAAAUGUCAAUAGGGAAACAAAGGAUUUCAAUUUUUUCCCUUCCUUGCUGUGAUGAAGAAUUCACUCCAGCAUACCAUCUUUGGUGCUGAUACUCAUGAAAGUGAUGGAUAUCCAAAAGCUGAGAGUAUUCUCCAUUCCAGAAAUACUAUUUGAACUAGAGGAUUGGAAUAGAGGAACCCACCAUUGGAAACUUUUCCAAUUCCUGGAACAGAUUCAGUAAUAGAUAUGGCAGCCAUUCUAUUAGCCUCUAGUUAUAUUAUGGCUCAUUUGUUUGAUUUAUAUCCGUCCAAGAACUGCAUUUCAAGCUUAGGCAACUUAAUAAAUGGUGUUGUUAUCAUCAUUGUUGUAAUUGCUAGAGGGAAGAAGAUCCAGUCUACACCCCCUACUAUAUGGGUGCUUCAGGGUUGGGUUCUCUCUCCCCUUCUAGUUAAUAUUUAUAUGAGGCCACUGGGUGAGGUGGUCCAUUGGCAUAGGGGGCAGAUAUCAUCAUUAUACAGAUGACAUCCAGCUUUAUAUCUCUACCUCAAGCUCUUUGAGUGAUGUAUGGGCAUCCUAUCUCAGUGUCUGGAAGUUUUGGGGAAAUAGAUGAGGGUUGCCAUAGCCCAGACAGAUCUGAAACAUAGUGCUCUUCCUAAACUCAAGGCUCCUGUUCAAAGAGCAGGUGGUAGCCAUGGUUAGAAGAGCUUUUGCACACCUUCAGGUUGUGUACCAGUUGCACCCAUUCCUAAACCCUGCUCACAAUUACUCAUGUCUUUGUAACCUUUUGUUUAGACUACUCCAAUGCACUCUACAUGGGGUUGUCCCAAAGAUCAUUUAGAAACUUCAACUGAUGCAGAAUAUGUUUGUGCAAGAACUAAAUGGUACCAGGUAUAAAGCAUACAUAACAUAACAUCAUUACUGUAUGAGCUGCAUUGGUUACCAGUAUUUUUCUCGGUGCAAUUGAAGGUGCUAGUUGUCACCUUUAAAGCCCUAUAUGGCUUGGAACCAGGUUAUCUGAGGGACCGCCUUUUUCAAAGGGUCUCUACCCAUCCAAUUCGAUCUAGUAGAUUGGGCAUGCUGCAUAUCCUGUCAAUCAGAAAAUGUCAGCUCAUGGGAUUAGAAGAUGGGCCUUUUCUGCAGUAGUGUCUGCCCUUGGAAGUUAGAAUUGUCCCAACCCUGUUAUUCUUUUGUAAGGCUUUAAAAACCUGGUUAUUUUCCCAAGCCUGAAUGGGAAAGGCACUGAAUGUGUUAAGGACCCCAUUUCUUGGCUUAAUUGUUAACUGGCCAAGUAUCUUAGCUGCUGCACAUAUUUAUUUUGGGUGUUUUUUAUUGUUUUUAUUGUUUUAGAAUGCUUUUAUUGUUUCAACUGUAGUAAUUUUUUUAAUUGUAAACCACCCAGAGUCAUUGACUGAGAUGGACAACUAAAUAAAUUGAAUAAAUAAAUAAAUGAAUUAAU
Crotalus tigris (Tiger rattlesnake) is the source of this 4676-nucleotide messenger RNA. RefSeq names its product serine protease 27-like. The coding region runs from base 2115 to 3158 and encodes 347 amino acids. Gene Ontology annotation, molecular function: serine-type endopeptidase activity. Gene Ontology annotation, biological process: proteolysis. The transcript is spliced from 6 exons. The record is from RefSeq and is a predicted model, not a curated record. NCBI's taxonomy places the organism in Eukaryota, Metazoa, Chordata, Lepidosauria, Squamata, Viperidae.